AUGGAGAUUACAGACGACACUGACAAGAAGCCUCGCACUGAUCACGUUGACGAUGUCGUUCCCGCGCCUACGAUGCAGUCCAAAUUGACGGUUCCGCCGCUUGUUGCGGCCAUGUCGCAGGAGCAUCGCAUGGAGGCUGAAGCCAAGCUGCGGAAGAAAAUCGACACAAGGCUGCUGCCAAUGAUCAAUCUCAUGUACAUCAUGAAUUACCUUGAUUGGAACAAUGUUGCUGCGGUUAGAUUGGCCGGUUUGCAGGACGAGCUGAACCUAAGCAGUGUGCAGUACCAGGUUAGUCCCAAUUGCCAUCUGAGGUCCCGGAAUUCGAACUGUUCAUAG
Ascochyta rabiei is the source of this 336-nucleotide messenger RNA. RefSeq lists its product as uncharacterized. The transcript has a single exon. Gene Ontology annotation, molecular function: transmembrane transporter activity. The record is from RefSeq and is a predicted model, not a curated record. Gene Ontology annotation, cellular component: membrane. Lineage: Eukaryota; Fungi; Ascomycota; Dothideomycetes; Pleosporales; Didymellaceae. The coding region runs from base 1 to 336 and encodes 111 amino acids.